AAAUGCCACGUACGAGCCUCCAUCGGGAUAAAUAUUUAUCAAUCCUCAAUAAAACUUGACUGGUCUAUCUCUCGAAUAAAAACAAAAAGUCGCAUUUGAAGCGUUUCUCCCGAAAAUCUAUUUCAGUGCGACUCAAACGUCAGAAAAUUGGAAACGUGGAAGUUUUGUGUCAAAACCUUUUAGUAGUGUUACGGACUUUUGGUUUUGUGGUAUGAUUUUUUGAGAAAUGGGCAUGAUUACCAGGGUUAGAGGACGUUUACGAAGCCUUCACACCUUGCCGAAGUUGGACCCCGAGGAAAGGGAUGAAAAGAUUGCAGAAACAGUUUGUCUAUUGUCAGUGUUAUUCCUAUUACCCUACUGUUCCCGAGGUCACUCCCCACUUCUCUUGAGUCUUGGAGGAUGGUGUUUAGCCAGUUAUUCGUGUCUAGUACUACCAGUACUAAUUUCUGCCAAUUACAAAUAUCCGGUGAGAUGGCUCCGGCAACUGGGAAACAAAGUGACAGAUCUAUUUAUGAGAUAUUACGAACCAGUAUGCUACGUUCUUUAUAAAAUAUACGAACCUUUGGAUCGAUGUGAGAAAGUGUUCAUGAAGAUGUCCAAUAUUUGCAAUUUAACCAUUCAGUUGAUUUUCUUCAUGAUGUGUGACAGAGUUCUCUUGUGUAAUUUCGGUGGUACCCACUGUCCACAAAAAAAGAUCACCGGCCUCUAUUCGCUGAUGUUUUACAACGUAAUAGCGUAUUGCACGAGCUACAUCAAGGAACUGAUUGAAAAAGAAGACUGGUCGGUAACUGUAAGGAUGACACAACACAGCAAUAUCAAGCAUGUAGCAAUGUCAGCUACGAAGAUCGUUUUGGAGUGGACUAAAGCUGUGACAUUUGUCAUAACUGUUACUUUUAUGUUGCUGGUGUUUGGACUGGAACAAGGCUUGGAACACUACCAGCCUACUGCGCUGUAUACGUUUGUAACGUGGUCGUAUUAUAUGUGUACAGAAAAAGUGUUUGUAGAUCUUUUCCUGCCCAUGCUAUUGUGGUUAAAACUGAAAUCUCUAGAAGCAUUAGAGCCCUUGUAUGCUCCUGUAAUUUUAAGAUAUUAUACUAUUAGUUUAGCAGCCAUUAUAUGCAUAUUCUUAAGCUUCCACGGUCAGUUACGAUUCACGCUCCUAGCAUUUUAUCUUACAGUAUUUUUAAGAGUUAAAGAUAUGGUUAUGAACUGUCUUAAACAGCUAAAACACGAACAAGCUGUUUUAGGUCAGUUCAGGCAUGCUACCGAAGACGAAAUUAAGAACUGUGAUGAUGUAUGUGCUGUUUGCCUUAGUCCUAUGGAAAGAGCCAGAAUUACACCUUGUCACCAUAUGUUCCAUGCAACAUGCUUGCGACAAUGCUUAAAUAAUUCUACGAUAUGCCCUAUCUGUAAGAGAGAAUAUACUUUUGUAUACUAGAUAUAUAAUUGGACCCGAUACAAGUUUGUUUGUUUUUUUAAAUUUGAUAUGUGUCCCGAAAAUAAAUAAAUAAGAAAAAAAUUGAUCUUCCAAAUAAACAGAAACUAAAAAUACUUUCCUGUCAUAAGAAAACAGCUUACAGGCAUUUACAGACAAUCAAGUUAAAUAUCUAAAACUGUUCAAAUAAUACACAUCUUUUUAUACUUUGGAAACUAUAAAUAUAAAUCAUAGAGACUUCUACCGAACACCAUUUUAUAGAGACGACAAUAGGAUGGAAGUUUAUUUUCUGUGAAGCAAUGUCUAUACCUAUAUCCCCUUGGAAAAAACUUAUGGGGCAAAAACCAAAAUUGCUGUCAUUCGUGUUUUUUUCUUGUUAUUCUUUUGAAUAUAUUUUUGUAAAAAACAAUAUUUUUGACUUUAAAAUGUCAUGUUUCGAUAGUAAAUUUAACCUGGAACAAUUUUCAUAUAGACGUGCUUGUACCAAAAGUGCAUAGAACUCACCAUAAUUCGCCCUGUGCCUAGGGACUAAUGCACCCCUUUCUCAAAAACGCACCCCUUUCUCAAAAACGCAUCCCUUUAAAUGGUAGCACUCCGGUGGUUUUUCAUAUUUAGGGGUCCAUUGACUAUAUAAAACAGUAAAACCCCGUUAACGUUGUAGUUCCUUUCUAAAAUACUUAUAGUACAUUCUCUUUCACGGUCUUUGCUGUAAUUUUAAAGAACCGCUUGGAUUGACAUAAAAUUUGGCAUGCGCAUAGCUAACAUGUCAAAGAAAAAAAGUGAUAUGGUGCCGAUGUGUGCUUUUGCCCUAGGAGUGAGUUUCACCCCAUCUCGGGGGUGAAAAAAUAUAUGUCCAAGAUAAGUCCCGAAAUGGACAAACUGACUAAUUUUAAGGAACUUUUGUUCUAUAGAGUUUUUUACCAAAUCAAUACUUUUCGAGUUAUUUGCAAGUGAAUAUGUUCAUUUUUCAACAAAAUAACCACGUUUUUGGACGGUUUUUCGCAAAUAACUCAAAACCUAGGCAGUUUGUCGAAAAAAAUAUUCUUACCAAGACUAUAGCCUAUAAAAAGUGAAAAAAACGGUGUACAUAUUAGGUCUCUAUACCUAGCAAAAGCAGAGUUAUAGCUAAUGAAAAAUAGGUUCAUAUUCGAAAAAUUCCAAAUAGAAUAAUUCAAUGUGAAAUAUCCAAAUAAUGAAGCAUUCUUGGGGAAAACACAUUACAACUUUUUGAAAGUGUUUAAAAAAGCUUUAUUUCUGUUUUUAUAAAAAAAAUUUCUAGCAUCAAAUCUAACCAAGUUACGCUCAAAAUUCAAGUUGGUCCAUUUUUUUGCCAAAAAAAAAUCAGGAAGAUCACCCCGCAAUUAGCAACUUAAAUGAAAUUAAUCGUUACCGCUUCACAAGUUACUUUACUUAUGUUGUGUUUAUAUGAUCUGUAAGUUUCAUCGAUUCAAAGUGCUUAUUUUUGAAAAAAUUUAGUUUUAAAGUAAAAUUUUUAAAAAUUUUAAUUUUGAAAAAAAUGCUUUUUUUCAACAUGACUUAAAAAUCGUUAGGGAUACCAAAAAUCUUAAACAAUAAAAAAAGUCGGCUUUACCUUUCUGAAUAUUUUGUAUUUUUUUGUUUUUCUGUAAGACAAAAAUUGGUUAAGAUUCGGUGUUUCUGCAUACACUCGUGAUAAGUGACUCGUUCAAGCCCUUUUAUCUAAAGCUCCUUCAAAAAUAAGGACUUUGAACCGAUGAAACUUACAGAUCAUAUUAUGAUCAAUACAUACGCCAGUAAAAAACUACGCGAGUGAAGUGGUAACAAUUAAGUUCAUUUGAAAUGCUAAUUAGGGGGUGAUUUUCCCGAUUUCUUACCAAAAAAAGGGACCAAAAUAAUUUUGAGCGUAACUUCUUUACUUUUGAUGCUAAAAUUUUUUUAAAACAAAAAUAGGCACUUUUUAAACACUUUAAAACAGUUAAAAUGCGUUUUGCCCAAUAAACUGCUUCGUUUUUUGGUUAUCGCACGUUAAAAUAUUCGAUUUGGAAUUUGACGAAUAUGAACCUAUUUUUCAUUAGCUAUAACUCUGCUUCUACUAGGUAUAGUGGUCUAAUAUAUACACCAUGUUUUUCACUUUUUUACGUGCUAUAUUUUGAUAGAAUUCUUUUUCGAUCAAAUACUUACUUUUUGAGUUAUUUGCGAAAAACCGUCUGAAAACGUGGUUAUUUUGUAAAAAAAUUAACAUAUUCACUCGAAAAUAACUCGAAAAGUAUUAACUUGGUGAAAAAACUUUAUGGAACAAAAGUUGCUUAGAAUUAGUCAUUUUAUCCAUUUCUGGACUUAUUUGGAACAUAUAUUUUUCACCACCAAAAGGGGGUGAAACUCACCUCUAGGUCAAAAGCACACAUAGGCACAAUAUCACUUUUUUCUUUGACUUGUUAGCUAUGUGUAUGCCAAAUUUCAUGUCAAUCCAAGCAGUUCUUUAAAAUUUAGAGGUUUUGCAAUAUUUUACCUUUAAAGAAUGUACUAAUAUAAUCAAUAGCCUAUUGUAAUGACGUGAAUGUUUCAGGAUGUAGACUCUGACACGCAGUAUGUCAUACCGUUGCCUAUUCUCCUUUGCUUUCAAUAUGAUUUCGUGUUAUAUCACUAUAUUUGUUUUUUACAUUAACUACGGAAUAAUUCUUCACACUGCUGUAGUAUAAAAUACUGCUAAAAGUGAAGUAAACUUGGAGCAGUAAACAUUAAAAAAAUGGUGGAAGUUCUUACAAAAUCUUUUAAAACAGGAUUACAAGAAUUUCAGUCUUGGUAACUAAAAAAUAGUACAAUAACGUUGAAAGCACUUGGGAGUACACAACUGAAUAAACUUGCUGUACCGAAAGAAUACACUGGACUGCUUUUAACUAUAGAAACGUAAAUACAUACUGACAUGCGGUACGUGAUACCAAAGAAAAAUUUUACGUCAAUGUAGCUCAAAGACUAAAUCAUACUAAACUGCAGCAGUUGGGAGCAGGUACAAUUACACACCACUUGAAGGUAAACAGAUGAUGUUCUAGGAAUCUUUCAUAAAACACGUUUAACAACAAAAUAUAUUUUCGGCGCGGUAUGGUAUACCGCAUAUCAAUGGUUAAUGGUUAGUGGUAAUUUUUAUUGGACUACAUUUUAUUUGAUUGACACUAUACCAAAAUCACAAUGAAGAUGCACUAGAAAUAAACAAACCAAGACACGUUGAAUGUUAAGAGGAGCAUUACCAAAUCAUGAUUUACAAUGUAUACAGGGUGAGUCACCACUAACGGGACGGAAUAUUACAGCGAAACGGUAAAAGAUUUGAAAAAAAUUUAAAUUGAAUAGUUUGUAAGUUGAUAAAAGCUACAUUAUAAAAUUAUUUUGAAAUGUACAGGGUGUCCCAAUAAAUGGCGGCGUAUCAAAGUUAUAUUUUUUCUUAUGGAACACCCUAUAUUUUAUUGCAUUUUUUAACUGUCCGCAAAAAAUAAGGUAUAGUUUCAUAAGGCUUCCCUAUACCUAUGUACAGAGUGUUCUGAGUUAUGUUGACUUUUCUUAAAAUGUAAAGUUUUAAAAGAAGGCUUAUUCUCAAGUUAUUUAAGAAACUAUAAAAACACUACUUUUACAUCUAAAUAGUUGGAUAUUGGUUGAACGUAUUCCAGGAUUAAUUAUUACACAUUUGACUACAGGGUGUUCAAAAUUUAUAGUUUCAUUAGUGGGGUAUUCAUUGUGUCAUAUGAUGCGUAUUUUAAAUGGAACACCAUGUAUAUUAAUAAAUAAUUAUACUUAACAAAUUUAUCUCUUUCGAAUAGUAUAUGGAUGUCCUAUACCUAGGUCUCAUAGUUUUUGCGUAAUUUAUAAUUAUUUAAAUUCUUACUCUGUAAAUCGAUUUUAAAACAAAAGAUGAAGUUAAUUAAUGUCAUUGUAUGACAUUGUCAUUUUAUGUCAAUACGGUCUGGUAAUUAUCUUAUAAUUAAUGCAUUCCAUGAUUGAUUAUUACACAUUUAUUUACAGGGUGUUCAAAAUUUCCAGUUUAAUUAUUAGAUUAUUCAAUGUAGCAUAAUAUGAUGGGUAUUUUAUUAGAACACCAUGUAUAUUAAUCAAAGAUUGUACUAAACACAGGUUUCUGGGUUAGGAAGUGCAGCAUUUACAAUAUUUUUAAUAUAACCUUAUUUAAAAAAAUUCAUCUUGGUCAAUCCUGGUGACCUAGGUGGCCAAAUAUAUGGAACGAAUCAAUCUAUCCAUUUAUUUCUAAAUUUUAUGUUGAGGUUGUUCUUAACAUCACGUCAAAAAUAAGCAGGAGCCCCGUCCACUUGGAGCCACAUGUUUGUUCGCACGCUAAGUGGAAGGUUUUAAGAAGGAUUCAAAAAACUUGUUUUAAGAAAUUUAAAAAAGUUGCUCCAUUCAGAUUUUCGUCAAAAAAAUAUGGGUCGAUAACGUACUGGCUCAAAAUACUGCCCCAAACAUUAACACUUCAUCGGUGUCGGCGAUCAACAUUAAAAUGUUUGUUUACUGUAUCAUAAUAAAAUGAAAGCUAUGUCUAUUAACUAGACGAUUAUUAUUAAAAGUAGGUAGAUUUGUCUGUACAUAAUACAUUCUUAAAAAAAUCAGGAUCUUCUCCAAAUUCUAAAGUCUAUAAACGAAAAGUUAAACGUUCCUGUUCUGUCUAAUGCUGGUGUAGUUGAGUUUUAUACGGAUGAUAGUGGUUUUUCUUAUGUAUUCUACAUACACUUGUUAGACUGAUCUCCAAUUGACUCGACAUUUUUCACGUAGGUACUAGUAUUUGGGGUUUCCGCCGUUGACGUCAUCAAAAAUAAAUGGUUUAUUUUGAUUUAACUUUUCCUACCUAUGCAAAAUUACCAGCAGCACGGAAUCUAUCGAGAAAUUUCUCAAAAACGUUCUUUUUUGGGUGUCCUCUAUCAGGAUAAUUUUAAGCGUAAACUUUAGAAGCUAAGAGAAAAUUUUAAAAAUAUUCCCCAAUGCAAAGUAGCAUGUCUACUCUUUCAUAGAUAGUGUGAUUAUUCAUUUUUAGGAACAAUUAAAUCUGAAUGUAAUUGGCUCUUCCAAAGCCAUUUUUAAGUAAAAAAAAGUUGAGUAUCAUACACGGAUGUUUAUAGUUUUGAUAAUUACCAGACCGCACUGUCAUAAACUGACAAUGUCAUACAAUGACAUUAAUCUUUCGUUUUAAAAUCGAUUUACAGAUUACGAAUUUAAAUAAUUGUAAAUUACGCAAAAACUAUGACACCUAGGUAUAGGACAUUCAUAUACCAUUCGAAAGAGGUAAAUUUGGUUAGUAUAAUUAUUUAUUAAUAUACAUAGUGUUCUAUUUAAAAUAAGCAUCAUAUGACACAUUGAAUACUCCAAUAAUGAAACUGUAAAUUUUGAACACCCUGUAGACCAAUGUAUAAUAAUUAAUUAUGGAAUACAUUCAACCAAUAUCCAACUAUUUAGAUGUAAAAGUAAUGUUUUUACAAUUUCUUAAAUAACUUGAGAAUAAGCCUUCUUUUAAAACUUUACAUUUUAGGAAAAGUCAAGAUAACUCAGAACACUCUGUACAUAGGUAUACGGAAGCUUUAUGAAACUAUACCUUAUUUUUUGCGGACAGUUAAAAAAUGCAAUAAAAUAUAGGGUGUUCCAUAAGAAAAAAUAUAACUUUGAUACGCCUCAAUUUAUUGGGACACCCUGUAUAUUUCAAAAAAUUUUAGAAUGUAGCUUUUAUCAACUUACAAACUAUUCAAUUUAAAUUUUUUUCAAAUCUUUUACCGUUUAGCUGUAAUCUUCCGUCCCGUUAGUGGUGACUCACCCUGUAUAUAUUGUAAAUCCCAAAUCAUAGUUUACAAUGUUUAUACAUUGCAAAUCAUGAUUCGGGAGUGCGCCUCGUAACAUUCAACGUGUCUUAGCUUGUUUAUUUCUAGUGCAUCUUUAUUGUGAUUUUAGUAUGGUAUACGAAAUCUUAUUUUCCCCUCUCUCAUUGUAAAUAAUAAGUAUUGUUUAGCUUGACGUAACUUGAGAAUGAAUCAAGAUGUCGAAUCAAGAAUUCGUAUUAAAAAUAAUAUUUAGAACAACUUGCAUCGGUGUCUGAUUCGUACCUAUUCUAAUUACAUUAGUUUUUAGUUUGUAUUUAUUUAUUUUAGAUUAUAAGUUAGCAUAUAUUUUUACAUGUUCUUACGUAUUUCUACCAUAAUAAAUAAAAAAGUAUA
Molecule: messenger RNA, 7611 nt
Organism: Diabrotica virgifera virgifera (western corn rootworm)
Lineage: Eukaryota; Metazoa; Arthropoda; Insecta; Coleoptera; Chrysomelidae
Exons: 4
Coding region: 227-1438 (403 amino acids)
Biological process (GO): protein ubiquitination; ubiquitin-dependent protein catabolic process
Cellular component (GO): ubiquitin ligase complex; cytosol
Molecular function (GO): ubiquitin protein ligase activity
Source: RefSeq, a predicted model, not a curated record